AUGAAGUCCCCUGAGACAAGGAGUCUUUUUUUAGAAGGACACCUGACCAAGACGAUAGCUUUACGACAGGGGACCCAAAUGAGAAAUUCAGUGUUUUCCUGGGACCCAAGCUCAUGAAAACAUGGCACCUUUUGCCAUUAGUGAGAUUUGGUUGGGGGAUCCCCACCACCACCUCCUCUGGAAAAAAACAACAACAUUUUAGUGGCCUCCCUCUUGACGGCGGAGAGACAUUUUAGUUUUAAAGUUAAUUUGCUGAAAAGAUAAACAACGUGCUGAACUCCACCUUACAUAAACUUAAAUUGGGUGUUGGAUCCUCGUGUAUAAUCCAAAGAACAGAAAUAGGAUAGCACUCCGCUAAAUAAACCUACAUUUACAUAUUUGUAUUGCCGCACAAACGUUUGGGGUAUGAGCCCUUCAGCAAUGGCAAUCAACGUCACAACAACAACACUACACAGGUUGGGCGUCAUGAUACAUUCCCAGUCAGUAUUGGCCCAAUGAAGAUAUCCCAGCAGAUGGAUCUGUGCGGGAAAGUUAAUUUCCUGCAAUUCUACACAUUUUUGCCACAGGGCGGAGAGAAAAUGCGGCAAUUUUUACAGCUAAUUUCCUGCAAUUCUACCCAUUUUGCAGUUUUUAAAGCUAAUUUCCUGCAAUUUUAGACGUUUUUGUCAUGACUUAUGCCUUGUUAAUAUGAUAUCUGAGUGAGAAUGACUAACAAAGUCAAUGGGGGCCCCCUGGAGGUCAGGGCCCCUGGAGGUCAGGGCCCCUGGAGGUCAGGGCCCCUGGGCACAUGCCCUGCGUGCCGGGUCGGUAUUCAGCCAUGAUUACCACAAGUUUAGAUGGCUGGCUAGACUAAUUUUCCAAUCUAAAAAUUGUUAGCUGACAUGGCUAAUUGAGUUACUGUCAGUCACUGAUAUAACAAGAGAAACUGCUGAUGCACAACCAAAUUUUGAAAAUUGCAGCUUGUGUAUUCUACUAUUCUAAAGUAAGUUGAGAUCCCUACUGAGACCCUAUUCCCACUAUGAGAGAUGAAGAGUCUGAGGAGCGGAGUGGCAAAAGAUUUCUACAUUUCAAUUGAUAUAACUUGGAUGGAAAAUGACUGAGGAUAAUAGCAGACAAUAUUGCCACUCCUAUUUGCCAUAUCUUCAAACUAAGCCUAUUAGAAAGUGUGCCCUCAGGCCUGGAGGGAAGCAAAAGUCAUUCUGCUACCUAAGAAUAGUGAAGCCCCCUUUACUGGCUCAAACAGCCGACCAAUCAGCCUGUUACCAACUCUUAGUAAACUUUUGAAAAAAUGGUUUGACCAGAUACAAUGCUAUUUUACUGUAAACAAAUUGACAACAGACUUUCAGCACGCUUAUAGAGAAGGACAUUUAACAAGCACAGCACUUACACAAAUGACUGAUGAUUGGCUGAGAGAAAUGCAUGAUGAAAAGAGUGUGGAAGCUGUUUUAUUAGACUUUAGUGCGGCUUUUGACAUCGGUCAUAGUCUGCUGAUGGAAAAAUGUAUGUGUUGUGGCUUUACACCCCCUGCUAUAUUGUGGAUAAAAAGUUACCUGUCUAACAGAACACAGAGGGUGUUCUUUAAUGGAAGCCUCUCCAACAUAAUCCAGGUAGAAUCAGGAAUUCCCCAGGGCAGCUGUCUAGGUCCCUUACUAUUUUCAAUUUUUACUAAUGACCUGCCACUGGCCUUGAGUAAAGCCAAUGUGUCUAUGUAUGCGGAUGACUAUACACGUCAGCUACUACAGCGAGGGAAAUCACUGAAACACUUAACUAAGAGCAGCAAUUUGUUUCAGAAUGGUUGGCAAGGAAUAAGUUAGUCCUAAACAUUUCAAAAGCAUUGUAUUUGGGACAAAUCAUUCACUAAACCAUUAACCUCAACUAAAUCUUGAAAUAAUUAAUGUGGAAAUUGAGCAAAUUGAGUAACCCUGGGUUGUAAACUGUCAUGGUCAAAACCUGUUGAUACAACAGUAGCUAAGAUGGGGAGAAGUCUGUCCAUAAUAAAGCGCUGUUCUGCAUUCUUAACAGCAGGUCCUAGUUUUUGUCGCACCUGGACUACUGUUCAGUCGUGUGGUCAGGUGCCACAAAGAGGGUCCUCGGAAAAUUAAAAUUGGCUCAGGACAGCACGGCUGGCCCUUAAAUGUACUUUUUUUUUUAUUUAACCUUUAUUUAACUAGGCAAGUCAGUUAAGAACAAAUUCUUAUUUACAAUGAUGGCCUACACUGGCCAAACCCGCCCUAUGGUACAAGGAGGGCUAACAUUGAUAAUAUGCAUGUAAAUCUCUCAUGGCUCAAAGUGGAGGAGAGAUUGACUUCAUUACUUGUUUUUGUAAGAAGUGUUGACAUGCUGAAUGCACCGAUGUGUCUGGUUUAAGCUACUAGCACACAGCUCGGACACCCAUGCAUACCCCACAAGACUUUGCCACCAGAGGUCUCUUCACAGUCCCCAAGUCCAGAACAGACUAUGGAAGGUGCACAGUACUACAUAGAGCCAUGACUACAUGGAACUCUAUUCCACAUCAGGUAACUGAUGCAGUAGAAUCAGAUUUAAAAACAGGUAAAAAUACACCUUAUGGAACAGUGGGGACUGUGAAGAGACACACUCAGGCACAGACACAUGAUAAGACACGCACUCUACACACAUGUGCACGUGCACAUGGAUGUUGUAUUGUAAAUAUGUGGUGGUGGAGUGGUGGCCUGAGGGAACACACUGAAUGUGUUGGGUAAGGUGUUAUGAUAUUUAAUGUCAUGUAGUAUUUUAAACUGUAUGUAACGGUCUUAUGUUGCUGGACCCCAGGAAGAGUAGCUGCUGCCUUGGCAGGAACUAAUGGGGAUCCAUAAUAAACCCCAGGAAGAGUAGCUGCUGCCUUGGCAGGAACUAAUGGGGAUCCAUAAUAAACCCCAGGAAGAGUAGCUGCUGCCUUGGCAGGAACUAAUGGGGAUCCAUAAUAUAUACAAAUGACAUCCUUGCCUUACCGUUCGUUGUGGCUGGCAACGCGACAUUCUUGGUCCAUAACUCACAUUGACCGUAAAUAUCACAGUAGCCACUAGCCAGUAAGCACAAACUAUUUAACAAUCAAAGCUUUUCUUUCUAAAACAUAUUACAAUAUUGAAUAAUGCAAUCAAACCAUAUUACACUCUUGAAUAAUGCAACAAUCCACAAACGUACAGACAAUUAAGUUUAUUUUCUCGUCAGUACACAUUCAAUUAGCUGACAAUACACAGCUAACUCCUGCUAGCUAAUUAACAUGAUCAAGUAACGUUAGCAUAUCAAUAAUGAACGCUUACCCCUCCCAUACAAAUAUAAAAGUGCAGUAACGUUAUCAUGCAGUGGAAUUCAUAUUAUAAUACAGGCUACACUGCUAGGUAACCUUAGCUAGCUAGCAAGCGCGCUAGCUAAACAAAAUAAUGUCUGCAUCCUCACAUAAACGUGCUGGCUAUUAGCUGAAUGUAUAGCUGGGCGAUAUAUAGAUAUUUUUGCCACAAUGUUGGGCGCUAGCUGUCUAGACUGUUAAAAUGUGCAAUGAGCAUAAAACAAUUAUUUAUAUUUAUUUAUUUAUUUAGGAAUUGCCUUGGCAACUCGUUCUCAUUCUGAGAAACGUUUAUCUUAUCCAGGUAGGCCACUUUUAUUUCAACAUCUAAACAAAGUCAACAGGCUAAAAACAGUUGGAGACGGACAGGCUAUGUUCAAACAGUUGGAGACGGACAGGCUAUGUUCAAACAGUUGGAGACGGACAGGCUAUGUUCAAACAGUUGGAGACGGCCAGGCUAUGUUCAAACAGUUGGAGACGGCCAGGCUAUGUUCAAACAGUUGGAGACGGCCAGGCUAUGUUCAAACAGUUGGAGACGGCCAGGCUAUGUUCAAACAGUUGGAGACGGCCAGGCUAUGUUCAAACAGUUGGAGACGGCCAGGCUAUGUUUCAAACAGUUGGAGACGGCCAGCUAUGUUCAAAUGUUCAAACAGUUGGAGACGGCCAGGCUAUGUUCAAACAGUUGGAGACGGACAGGCUAUGUUCAAACAGUUGGAGACGGACAGGCUAUGUUCAAACAGUUGGAGACGGCCAGGCUAUGUUCAAACAGUUGGAGACGGACAGGCGGGUGUAUUCAUUAAGUUCAACCUUGUUAGGGAGCACAUUGGCUAGACUUCAUAUAUAAAGAUUAGCUGGCUACUCACGUGGGCUUGUGCUUUGAAUUGAGACCUGUGUUCAUUUUCUAUAAUAUCUGCUACCAUUUGGUCGUUAUUAGUGGAUUUGCACUGCAUUGUGCACGGCUAUGGUCUAAUUUGUAACAAAAAGGCAUUUUCAUAGACCUACUUGAAAGCAAGAUGAGUGAUAAUUGCAAGAAAAGCAGGUUAAACUAUUUUUAUAAAAUAUUGAAGUUAUUGGUGGGUUUUAUGGCUGUGGAAGCCUUAUAUUUAGCCUCUGUAUAAUUUUACAAGCCCUGAAUUCAUUAGAUUAUUCCUGACUGUUUGAAAUGCAGUUUAUUGACCUUUUAAUUGCGCAACAAAGCUUAUUUAGAGAACGUUAAACUAUAUAUAUAUAUAUAUAUAUAUCAUGAAUCGCCCAUACAUUUUCAAAUAUUUAGAUUUGUAGGCCACAUCGCCCAGCGCUAGACGAUUUUUGACAUUUAGCUGAACCAUUGCUCUAGCGUAUUAAAGUUACCAUAGAACAAACCAGGCUUCAUUUUAUGGUAGUCAUGAUGAGGUAAAAGGAAAUGGCUAGUGGCUAAAAAAGUUGAUAAUUCCCUGGGGAGUUGCUUCUUGCCUGGAACUCAGUGGCUCAGUGCCGUCAUGCAACAAAAAAUAAUAUCACCGAUUUUAAAGCUACGGCGACUAUUUCAGAAUGUAUCUGUUACUACAAUUUCAGGUAAAAACUCAAUAAAACAAGUCUCAAUAAGGAAAAUGUCUACUUUUCAGCUGUUUCAAAAACGUUGUUCUAUUACAAUUUGUACUGUGAGAGUGUUGGCUCAACAAAACAAUUCUGUUUACAGAGUUAAGAGGGGGGUAACUGCCGGGCUAGUGUCGUGCGCUACCUCUGGAGGUAGAAGUCGAGAAGUGACAAGUUCGCUAUUUUACAUUGCGGUAAUAUGUGUAACCGGGGGUAUUUUUGUGCGAUAUAAAAAAAAAACAUUAUUCUUUGUUUACUCUGACAUGUCGCGACCCACCAUUUUAAGAUGUCCGCUACCCACUUUUGGUCUAGGGCAGGGACGAUACCAGUGUCAUGAUACUCGUUAGUAUCGUGGCAAGGAAACAAAACAGGAAGUGGAUUUGACUUCUUUAGGAAAACAGCCCUAAUGUUGGAAACAAACAUCAUUGUUGUCAUCCAGAGUCACAUUUAUUUUCCAAGCUCUAUAGCACACAAUAUUUUACAUACAGCAGGUUGGACCAAAGAGUUAGUUCUACUUUGUGUUUUCAUUUUUGCCAUGUAAAAAAUUGCUAUACUGGUAUCGCCCUUACUUGGGUCCGUGACCCAUACUUUAAGAAAGCUGCUUGACCCACCAUUAGCAUGUCCUUUGCGACCCAUACUUUAAGAAAGGCUACUUUAUGAUAGUGCACAUAUCACAUAUUUUUAUAAGCAUCGUUUCCAUCAUUGUGCUUCUUGGAUGCUACUUGUCUUGUGUAGUGUCUUACUGACUGUCCUUCUUGCUCUGUAGAAGGAAAGGCUGCAGCCGCGACCCCUAAGGCAGCCGCGACCCCUAAGGCAGCCGCGACCCCUAAGGCAGCCGCGACCCCUAAGGCAGGGUCGACUGCCAAAGCAGCAGCAGCUCAGAAGAAGGCUGAGAGCAGCAGCAGUGAGGACAGCUCCAGUGAAGACGAAGCGCCCACUAAGGUACUGAAACUGAUCCACAACACACCACCUCUCCACCAGGGGUGUAUUCAUUAGUCGCACACCGUUGCAAAACCGUUUUGCACCGGAAACGGGAGUUUCUAUUGGAGAAAUUGAGGUAGUUCCCUCCCUGUUUCGUUUUCUUCUGUUUGAUUUCCUAGUGAAUACACCCCAGGACUGCUGUCUGUUUGGUUCCGUUUGGGUCCUAGUGAAUACACCCCAGGACAGGUGUUCACGUUACCAUGGGAGCUGUGUUGCCAGUGACAGUUUCCCUUCCUAGGCGUGGCACAGCAUCUCCUUGUUCUGACAAACCAGCCUUGUCAUACGAUGCAGGAGUGGAAGAUUGGCCAUAAACUAUAUAUUGUGGAGUAAAAUGUGUGUAUUGUUUUGGGAAAUUAAAGAAGAAGAAAAAAAACAAAGGCCCCAACAGUCAACAGUGAAACUCAGUCAUAAAAUAUGUAAGUUGUAGCUUUUUCAUGAAGAUGUGUAAUUACAAAAACUACCACGGCACUCUUCAUAUUUGGUUCGAGUUAAAAAUGCCUUUUAUUAUUUUGGCGUGUCCACAAGGACAAUUUUAAAACCCCACAUUUACGACUUUUCGUCUGCUUUGCUUUCUUCAGUGUCUACGAAGUAGCCAGAUAAGGGAAACUUUUGCUGCCAGUACUGACCCAGUCUCUCCUAACAGACCCCAGCGAAGGCCCCUGGCCCUGGCAAGACCCCUCCAGCGAAGGCCCCUGCCUCUAGCAGUGAUGACUCUUCGUCAGACGAAGAGGAGGCUCCUCCCAGCAAGAAGACCAAACCAGGUGUGUGUUUCUGCAUAGUAGUAUCCAACUGUGUUUUUUUAUAUUUAUCAGUAUCACAGGUUAUUAAGAGAGAGAGAGAGUAGACACCGACGGUAAUGUUUUAUCGAGACAAUCACAUGGUAUGUUUGUUUACAAAGAGAACAUGGAGCAAACAGAAGUGACUUCCACUGUCGAACAGCACAAGAGGUGAUUUAAGAUACACUUGAAAUUCACUAAUGUUUGCCAGCUAAAUAUCUUAUAACUAAGUUAACUUUCUAAGCUCAGGGCUCUAGUUAUGCUUUUUGUUUGCAAAUUUUCUAGCUAUAGGUGGCUAGCUUGCAAUAUCAUGCUUCUUAUCAAUCAAUAUCAUGCUUCUUAUCAAUCAAUAUCAUGCUUCUUAUCAAUCAAUCCCCUCGUGGAUCGAGUGUGAGUAGCCUUUUGAGAUUUAGGGCCCCAAAUUCUCAUUUUUUUGCUUGAUUCCUUUUUCUCUCUCAAAUUCAGUUUUCUCCUUUUUGAUGGUUUUCCAGGUUUUCGUUUUAAUCUGAGUUUUUUUUUUCUCCAGGUUUUGUCUCAAACUUUUUUUAUAAUAAGAACGUCCACAACAAUGCUUAAACCGCAUCAGGAGACCAAUUUUGAAGUCUGGGAAAAAAUUGAAGACGUUUGGAUUUUUGGGUGUAGUUACCCUUUAAUGCAAAUCUGCACUAACAAGAGACCGUUGUUUGGUUAGCGACGUUUCUGUAGCGCUCAUGUGAAUGCAGAGUUUGCUAAACAAAUGGCUACUGGAUUGAUGCAAAUAAUCAUGAGAAUAUCAUUCUGUCAGGUCGGCAUACGCUACUUUUGUAGUUAACAUUUACUUGAGAAGGUUUUUGGGAAAGCCGUGCCAACUCUACCAGAGGAAGGUUAACGUUAGCAUCAUCGCUAACGACUACACAAAAUAUAGACGUACGUGCCCACCGCAGACACACACAGACGGGCAUUCCUGUGCUGUUUCAGGAAGUUGCAGGACGAUACGAAUCACUGACUCGUUUUUUUUUUUUCUUAUGAUUAAUUAACUUGGGCAAAGUAAUGCAUUUUCUAAUAAGUUUAACACAUUUAGUUGAUUUUCUAAGUUCAAUAUGUGUUUGAAUAUUGUUGAAUUCCUUUUUAAUGUCUGGAUUCCGUCUGCGUUCUCUGGAUUUUAUAGGGCCUUAAAUAUAACUUUAUGAGCUGGGGUUGUCUUUCCUUGCAUUUAGUUUGCUUGCUUGCGCCUGUUAGCAUUUAGCUAGGGUCCGCUAUGGACAUGUUCUUGUACUUUGUUAGCAUACUUAUCAUUUAAAACAUUUUAGUUUAGAAGGAAAUAGCGCCCCUUGUUUGCAGUGCCGGUAGUACCGUAUACUCCGGUGUGGUACAGGAACGGUAUGGAAAUCUGUGUACCGCCCAACCCUAAUGACCAGUGGUGUAGUGGAAGGUCAAUUCAAACUCAAUUUACCCACCUUGUUAUACUGUGAAAUAGUUUACCCACCUAUAACACUAGAUAAGUGUUUUUAGCAUUACAGUUUAACCACAUAUACACCCACGGCACCAUACACCCACGGCACCAUACACCCACGGCACCAUACACCCACGGCACCAUACACUAUUUGUUUCUUGCUCUCCAUCCCUACUAAUGGUGUGUGUGUGUGUGUGUGUAGGUGCAUACAGUGCAGUCCCACCCCCUGGAGCUGCAGUGAAGAAGGUCCUGGCUCCUACAGUGGCCAGUAAGGCCAAAAAGGACCACUCCUCAGACAGCAGUGAUGACAGCAGUGAUGACAGCAGUGAUGAGGAGGAGAAGAAGGUGUCAGGUAACAAACUGCUGAACCCUGGGACGUGUCAGAAUACCCGUACUUGCUUUAAAAUAGAAAGUUUUAUAGUUUGUUAAAUUUCAUUUAGACUUUUCAUCUAGUCAAAUUCCUUGCACACUAUUGAGGAAGAGAAUUGUCUUUUCACACUUUGACCACAGCUGAUAAUCAGCUCUACGAGCAUUAGUGGCGGGGGAACAAGCGCGAUUUUGCGUUAGAUGACACCUUCUCAGUGCGGAUGAGUAGUAUGCUGAUAUUUGUUGCUUACUGCAUAAGUUUUUUACUAAACAGUAUGUUGUAAGUAGUAUGAUUAGUACACAGUAUUUCGUUUUAGUAAGUGGCGGCGGCGGCAUUUUACGUGUAGCUCAGUUGGUAGAGCACGGCGCUUGCAACAUCCAGGGUUGUGGGUUUGAUUCCCACGGGGGGGCCGGAAUGAAAAGAAAAAAAACGAUGUAUGCACUCACUAACUGUAAGUCGCGCUGGAUAACAGCGUCUGCUAAAUUACUGAAAAUGUCAAACUGCAAAAUACACUAAAGAAUAUACUUUAGUAUUCACAUACUGUAGCUCUUCAUUAUACAUUUCGAGUUGCAUAAAUACAAAGCACGUGCCGAAGGACCAUGUAUAGCUAGCCGUGCCACUAGAGAUCCUGGUUCGAAUCCAGGCUCUGUCGUAGCCGGCCGCGACCGGGAGACCCAUGGGGGGCGGCGCACAAUUGGCCCAGCGUCGUCCAGGGUAGGGGAGGGAAUGGCCGGGCAGGGAUGUAGCUCAGUUGGUAGAGCAUGGCGUUUGCAACGCCAGGGUUGUGGGUUCGAUUCCCACGGGGGGCCAGUAUGAAAAAUAUAAAUAAUGUAUGUACUCACUAACUGUAAGUCGCUCUGGAUAAGAGCGUCUGCUAAAUGAGUUAAAUGUAUCUGACAUGACGCCAAACCAGAUGGAUAAUUACCAUAUGAGUACCAGCUAGCCAAUUCCUUUCAUUACUCUAACAACGUGCAAACUCCUACAAUAAGAAAAGCAUAUUACACUAGAAACAGUAACAAACUAUAGCAUAGUAUGUUUUACAAUUCGCUUACAUGACGCACGAGCAAACUAAUACAGCUGACGACAUAUACAUGAAAGGCGAAGUAAUUUGCGUGAGUAAAUGUAAGUAACCAACUAACAUUGAUAAGUAAGCAAUUCUAUCAAUAACAACAUGCUUGAAUUGAACUUACAAACAAAUAUUUUCAGAGACUGAAGCGUGACAAGAAAUGGCUGCACAGAAAAUAACCGUAGUGUUGUUUUUAGCUGCUGGUCUGCGUGCAGAAUGACUUCUCUACUCACGGUAUUUGUGCAGUCUUUCUGCUCCACUAGGGGGCGAUAAACACCAUGGAACACAAUGAAAGUCACUCUUAACCACUAAAAUAAAAUAAUCUGUUACCUUCUAACAGGAUGGCAGCACACAUGGCAACCUAUAUUUGAAGGUUUUACCUGUGAUGCGUGACCGUCUACCUACUUUACUUUAGUUGAAUGCACUGAUUGCUAGUCGCUCCGGAUAAGAGCGUCUUCUAAAUGACUCAUUUCCAAUUUUAAACGGCUCCUCUUUAUCGUCAAUAGCUAAAGCAGCCCCCUGAGAGAUCUCUGACGUUACAUUACUCUCCUCCGCUAAAGCAGCCCCUGUGAAGGCCACCCCAGCAAAGACUGUGACCCCUAAACCUGCAGCUGCUGCGAAGAAGGCCGAGUCUAGCUCCGAGUGCACAGGUAGGUACUAAGAUUUAACAUUUAAGUCAUUUAGCAGACACUGUUAUCCAGAGCAACUUUCAGGCGCAGUUAGGGAUAAGUGCCUUGUUCAAGGGCACAUCGACAGAUUUUUCACCUAGUCGGCUCAGGGAUUAGAACCAGCGACCUUUCUUUCACCGCUGAAGUCCUGCCUAGUAACAGAAAUGUAUUGGCAGUCCAGAUGUGCAAGGAGGAGACUCUGCCUAGAAGGAGGGUAUAAAUAUAUGUGCUUGUGUAAACAGGUCUUUUUGUCUUUUCAGCUGUUUGACCCAGUGGGUGAAUACGCUUGGUUUGAACUUUGACUAGUCCUCCAUUUUGAGUUUUUACUCUGUCAGAACCUAACAAUACCUAACCAUCUUUCCUAUAGUGUUGCCAUAAUAUUUGAAUUGAGGAAGUGUGAUCAUAAGCAUUAGGAUAUUUUAGCGAUCCGCAGUAUGUCCUAAAUGCUCACCAGCCUUCAGAUGUGAGUACAAUUACACUUGAGAUUCAUUUUAAGGCUAUGGAUGUGAAAGUUGUAAGUUACCAUUUCGAAACGUUUUGGUCAGUUGUAUGCUGCUGCUUUGCGAUCUAUUAACAGCAAGGGUUGUGUUAAAUAGGCUCAAUAUUUUUUACUGAUGCAUUUGGCAAUAUUCAAUUUAUACGCACAAAACAUAUAAACUAAAGUAUUCACUGUGAGAGUUGCUAGGAUACAUGUAGGCCGUUCAUAUAUAUAGUUUAUGUGCAGCACUUAGUUCAAUUUAUCGAAUCAGUUAUUAUUAUUAUUUUUUGCGCAAACCGCGAGCAACACAUGUCAAACUCAAGACAUUUCUCUCAAACACAGGGAUGUCGAUUCGCACGGGACUAGUAUUAUCAGAGGGAAAAAAACAGUAGGUUAUUCUGGCUGGAAUUGUUACUCUCCUGCCAUGUAUAAAUGACUGACAUGGCAGAUUGGGACGGGACUAAAAUGACAGAUGUGGUGUUUUGUGUUUGUGCGCAUAAUUACAUUACCCAACCCCCCCCCCCCCCCCCCCCCCAGUAAAACAAAUCCCAUCCCAAUGGGGCACAAUAGGGCCUGACCUAUAGCGUCAUAAUCAAAUCAAUAAAUUGGUAAAAAAAAAAAAAAAAAAAAUCUGAACACGGUAACACUUGACAGCAAAAUGGUUGCAGAGGACGUUACAAAUAAACUAAAAAUGGGGGAAUGUUUACUGGUUGCUCAGGAGGUAAAGGGGAAUGUUUACUGGUUGCUCAGGAUGUAAAGGGAAAUGUUUACUGGUUGCUCAGGAGGUAAAGGGGAAUGUUUACUGGUUGCUCAGGAGGUAAAGGGGAAUGUUUACUGGUUGCUCAGGAUGUAAAGGGGAAUGUUUACUGGUUGCUCAGGAGGUAAAGGGGAAUGUUUACUGGUUGCUCAGGAGGUAAAGGGGAAGUCAGAUGUGUGGAAUAAAUGUGAAAAUACUGGAGAUCAAGUAAAAGAAGGUAAGGAGCAAGCGCCGCCCAGUACAUCACUGGGGCCAAGCUUCCUGCCAUCCAGGACCUCUAUACCAGGCGGUGUCAGAGGAAGGCCCUAAUAAUUUUCAGACUCCAUUCACCCUAGUCAUAGACUGUUCUCUCUGCUGCCACACGGCAAGCGGUACCGGAGCGCCAAGUCUAGGUCCAAGAGGCUUCUAAACAGCUUCUACCCCCAAGCCAUAAGACUCCUGAACAGCUAAUCAUGGCUACCCGGACUAUUUGCACCCCCACCCCAUCUUUUUACGCUGCUGCUACUCUGUUAAUUAUUUAUGCAUAGUCACUUUAACUCUACCCACAUGUACAUAUUACCUCAAUUACCUCGACUAACCGGUGCCCCCGCACAUUACACCGGUACCGGUACCCCCCUGUAUAUAGCCUCACGAUUGUUAUUUGUACUGCUGCUCUUUAAUUAUUUGUUACUUUUAUUAAGUAUUAUUUUAUAUUGUAUUCUUUUGUGAUUUUUUUUUGGGGGGGGUAUUUUUUCUUAACUGCAUUGUUGGUUAAGGGCUUGUAAGUAAACAUUUCACUGUAAGGUCUACACCGGUUGUAUUCGGCGCAUGUGACAAAUAACAUUUGAUUUGAAUGAAGCGCUUAAGGAACCUCAUGGGCACCCUUAACCUUUUCACUUAAUUUAAGGGGGAAAUUCGCCUUAAAAUGUUGUGUGCAACUGACUUAAAGUUAAGGGAAAAGAUAACUGGAAAUUUGACUUUUUAAGAUGAUUUAUGCAACCGGCCCAGUACCCCAACAGCCCUCCCCCAGUACCCCAACAGCCCUCCCCCAGUACCCCAACAGCCCUCCCCCAGUACCCCAACAGCCCUCCCCCAGUACCCCAACAGCCCUCCCCAGUACCCCAACAGCACACGUUUUUGUUGUAGUCCCGGACAAACUCACCUGAUUCAACUAAUUGAGGGCUUGAUGAUGAUUAGUUGACAAGUUGAGUCAGGUAUGUUCAGGGCUACAACUAAAAUGUGUACUGUUGGGGGGGGGGGGGGGUUACUGGGGUUGAGAAACUGUUCUAGCGCAACGGUAAACACAGCCAUUAAUACAUCUUCAUCCGGUUUUCCACGUGUAGUUUGAAUAACAAAACACAAUCAUCAUGUUGAUUUUGUUGCGAAAACGUUUCUUAAAUGGAAGCAAAAGGAAUCAAACGGGAGGAACCUAGCUGAAUUUGUCCAAUAGAAACUCUCGUUUUUAGUUGCAAAACGUUCUGUUUGGUCUAAUGAUUACAUCCCUGAGUUGAGGUUGCAUAAUGUUGGUGUUUUUAUUUUAAAGUUGAAGUGAACAUCGGUCUCAUUGCUUCUCUUGUUCCUCUCUUAGACUCUGAAGAUGAAGAAGAAGCAAAGAAAUCAGCAGCUAAAGUUGUAACACCUAAGGUUACUCCAGCUAAAGCCACCCCAGCUAAGGCUGUCCCGGCAGAAGACUCUUCCUCGGACUCGAGCUCAGAGGAUGAUGAUGAUGAUGAAGAAGAGGGGACAGUGAAAGUAGCACCAGCUAAGGCGGCGACUCCUACGGUGACCCGAGGCAAGGCUGCAGAAUCCUCCUCUGACUCAAGCUCAGAAGAUGAGGAAGAAGCUAAGAAGCCUGGUGCCAAGGUCACUCCAGCCAAGACUGCCCCUGCUAAGAAAGCCGACUCGUCAAGCUCAGGUAAAAUAGACUAAAUAGGACUGAGUCAUUUUAGAACUGGUUGCUAGAGAAGACUGAGUCCCAGAUCUGCUUGCGCACGUCUUGGCAACUCCUAUGUCAUUGAUGAGUUGGCAAGACAACACAGAAUGAUCUGGAACUCAGGCUAGAGAAGAAUAUGCUUGGUUUGUUUCAAUAUACACAGGGUUGAUGUUACAAAAAACGUUAAACGAUGCAGUAUAUUGCUAAUCAUUCUCGAUGUUCUGCUCAGGGUCAGUAGUUGGCUAGAUAGACGUCACAAACAGGAGAACUAUCAGAUCUAAGGUCCAUGUUGCUUCUGUUCUCACCCAGCACCUGUUGGUUAGAUGCUACUCUGACAUUUUUUAAAUUUAAAUAGUGGAUGCAAUCGAAACUAAGUUGAAAGUUGUCAGUUACCUUGUGUGUAAAAUAUUGAGUUCUUUUAACCACGGUUUGUUGGCUGUUCUUCAUUUUAUACUUUUGUCAUCUACAAUUAGAAAAACAUUAGUUCAUGUUACAUUUCUAUUACUAACUUGGCUGGGACUUUAAUAUCAAACAUAACCACAGACUCUAACUGAAUCUACCUCCAUUUUGAAUGCUGACUUGUUCCCGUCUGUCUGUCCUGUAGACUCUGACAGCAGCUCUGAGGACGAGGUACCAGCUACCAAGAAGCCUGCAGCCGCCCCCAAGGCCCCAGCCAAACCUGCUGCAGAAGGCAGCUCCGACUCCGACUCUUCUGAAGAUGACGAACCCCCAGCUAAGAAGGCUAGCCAAGCCCCUGUUGCUAAACCAGCCUCCAAACCAGCCACCCCCGUGGUGACCAAACUAGCCCCAACCAAACUAGCCCCAACCAAGGCUGCAGCCGAGAGCAGCUCCGAUUCUGACAGCGACAGCUCGGACUCAGAGGACGAGGUCGCCACAGCCAAAAAGACCACCAAACCUGCAGCCGCAGUCAAGACUCCUGCUUCAGCCACAACGCCUGCAGCCAAGAGUCCUGCAGCCAAGGGCCCUGCAGCCAAGGGCCCUGCAGCCAAGGGCCCUGCAGCCAAGGGCCCUGCAGCCAAGGGCCCUGCAGCCAAGGGCCCUGCAGCCAAGGGCCCUGCAGCCAAGGGCCCUGCAGCCAAGAGCCCUGCAGCCAAGGGCCCUGCAGCCAAAGCUGCGGAGUCCAGCAGCAGCGACGACAGCUCUAGUGAUGAGGAAGAGGUGGCCAGUAGAAAGACUGUUACCCCGGUCUCCACCCCGAAGACAGCCAAGGAGGACAGCAGCAGCGACGACAGCUCUAGUGAUGAGGAAGAGGUGGCCAGUAGAAAGACUGUUACCCCGGUCUCCACCCCGAAGACAGCCAAGGAGGACAGCAGCUCAGCAGACCACUCUUCUGAGGAAGAGGCGACGAACGCACCGGAAGCAGUCACUACUCCCAUCACUAACGGUAAGCUUUGA
Molecule: messenger RNA, 14732 nt
Organism: Coregonus sp. 'balchen'
Lineage: Eukaryota; Metazoa; Chordata; Actinopteri; Salmoniformes; Salmonidae
Source: the annotation of a GenBank genome assembly